Molecule: messenger RNA, 753 nt
Organism: Ramularia collo-cygni
Lineage: Eukaryota; Fungi; Ascomycota; Dothideomycetes; Mycosphaerellales; Mycosphaerellaceae
Exons: 1
Coding region: 1-753 (250 amino acids)
Source: RefSeq, a predicted model, not a curated record
AUGGCGUACUUCACCAACCUCGAAGCCGCCAUGCGAUCCACAGAUUGGGAUAAGCUGAAAGAGCUUGCCCCUACAACCCUUCUCAUCGUCAUCACGAUCGGAUUCGUCGGGACUGUCCUCGCCAACAUCCUCCGCAGAGUCGAGGAGGAUCCCAUCGAUCGUCAGACGAGAAUCAACACCGCCAAGAACCGACCGAAGAAACGUACGACCAUCAACCACUUCGCCGCCAAUUCCGUCCACAUUUUCAACAACCAAAGUCCCGAUCAAGUUGGCGUUGAGUCCCUCAGACGCCUUAGCGAAGCCGUCAACAAUUCCACAUCGGAUGGGUGCAAGUUGGUCCCGGAGAGAUCGGAUCAAGGAAUCCAGUCUCCCGAAUACACCUCCCAGGCUUCUCCACCUCCAGACGAUGAUGACGACCUAAGGGAACCCACCCCGCGCGAGUUUCGAGGUUCCUUGAGCGAAACCGCUCGGGCCAACUCUGUCCAUAUCCGAUUCCGCACUCGCGACAAUCCAACCGGAAGUACUUUGAUGAUGUUCUCGAAUACGAAAACGGUCGGAGACGUCUUUGCUUGGAUCAGGAGUCAGUCUCUUCUGUCUGAAGGGAAGGAAGGUCUGGAGCUUCGGCUGCUUGAUGAUGAGAGAGGGCGGACUGGCCGAGCGAUAGGGGUGGAUUGGAGCCAUUUCAUGAUUGGGAAGGGGCAUUUGGAUCUAGAUGGUGGUGAGUUUUUGAUCGACUUCUUCGAGAAGGAUUGA